This is a messenger RNA of Humulus lupulus (European hop), 1417 nucleotides long. Its product is annotated as 3-oxoacyl-[acyl-carrier-protein] reductase 4-like. The record is from RefSeq and is a predicted model, not a curated record. NCBI's taxonomy places the organism in Eukaryota, Viridiplantae, Streptophyta, Magnoliopsida, Rosales, Cannabaceae. The coding region runs from base 110 to 1075 and encodes 321 amino acids. The transcript has 11 exons. Gene Ontology annotation, biological process: fatty acid biosynthetic process. Gene Ontology annotation, molecular function: NAD binding; 3-oxoacyl-[acyl-carrier-protein] reductase (NADPH) activity.
CGAAACAUAAAAACCAACGUAAUAUCGAAAAAACAGUUCCAUUUCGUAUCUGGGUUUUUAUAAAAAGUCUGCCUUUUUUUUCUUUCUUUGUAAAAAAACCAUACUUUCCAUGGCUGCCAUUGCUGGAUCAAACGCUGUCGUUUCCAAAUCCACCGGAAUUUCCAGCUCAUUCUGUGAUCGGAAAGCCCCGCAUUUUCAGCAGUGGUCUCCCAUUUCGGGUGGCCGAUCACGCCGUCACUCCAUUGCUCUUCAAUGCAAAUCCAAGAGCUUGUCUGGUGUCGUGAAAGCUCAGGUUGCAACUCUUGAACAAGCAAGCGCCGGAGUAGCCCAAAAUGUGGAGGCUCCGGUGGUCAUUGUGACUGGUGCCUCUAGAGGUAUUGGAAGAGCUACUGCAUUGGCCUUGGGCAAAGCUGGUUGCAAGGUUCUUGUUAAUUAUGCUAGAUCAUCAAAGGAGGCUGAGGAAGUUUCCAAAGAGAUUGAAGCAUCUGGUGGACAAGCUCUUACUUUUGGAGGAGAUGUUUCAAAAGAAGCUGAUGUUGAAUUAAUGAUCAAAACAGCAGUAGAUGCUUGGGGAACUGUUGACGUACUAGUAAAUAAUGCAGGAAUCACCAGGGAUGGUUUAUUGAUGAGAAUGAAGAAAACCCAGUGGCAGGAUGUUAUUGAUUUGAAUCUUACUGGUGUAUUUCUCUGUACACAGGCUGCAGCCAAAAUUAUGAUGAAGAAGAAAAAGGGAAGGAUAAUUAAUGUAGCAUCAGUUGUUGGUCUAGUUGGCAAUGCUGGGCAAGCCAAUUACAGUGCUGCAAAAGCAGGAGUAAUUGGCUUCACAAAAGCCGUUGCUAAGGAGUAUUCCAGCAGAAACAUCAACGUUAAUGCUAUUGCCCCGGGCUUUAUUGCAUCUGAUAUGACUGCCAAGCUAGGAGAUGAUAUUGAGAAGAAAAUCUUGGAGACCAUUCCCUUAGGAAGAUAUGGUCAACCGGAAGAAGUUGCGGGGCUAGUGGAAUUUUUGGCACUUGAUCCUGCUGCAAGUUACAUAACCGGACAGGUUCUCACCAUUGAUGGAGGGAUGGUAAUGUAGGCCGACGAUCCUGCCUUCUUCAUCGAGGAGUCUCUGAGCUACCGAUAACAAAACAAUGAGAACGAAAUCACAGACUUCUUCUGGGGUAUGACAUCCUUCAAAAAAUUUGGUUAAAGGUAGUUGUUGCUAAUGAAAGCUUCAGUUUAGAGUGUUAACAAAAUGAAACAAGAGUGGUUUUAAAGUUUGCUUGUGUUGUUUUUUGUCAUUACGAGAAUGAAAGUUAUAGUAAAAUAAUGUACCUCUUUGGAUAUUACCAGAGUACUUUAUGGAAUAAGAGGCCUUUAGUAAAACUUCAUGGUAAGUUCUAUUCAACCUUAAAGAAAUUUUGGCCUUCUAAUAUCA